GGAAGAUUUGCAAAAAUUCUAAAUAGAGCCUUUUUUUUUUCUUUCUAUUUUGCGAUAGUCAGUGAAUUAACAAAGAUUUUCCUUUUCCUCUUUGUAAUUUUUGACUCUUGCUUUUUGGGAUUUGCCUAAUCGAAUUUCUGGUUGUGGUUUCCUGAUCUGUUCUUGGCACCGAUUUCUCUUGGAAGAUCCCUCUCGAGUUUCGAUCGCCCUCCUUCACAGAGAAGCUUCGAGCUCGAGAGAGAAUCCAUGGAUUCUUCUCCGCCGGUUUCGGGUCGAUUCGAUAUAUUCGAGAUAUACCGCAGAUUUUGUGAUAUUCGAUCAGGUCAACUUUUAAUUCAAUACAAACCCGGCGAGGAAUCACAAAGAGUUAAUUAUUCUAAAGAAGCAUUAAAUCAGCUCUUGAGUCUAGUCGAGAAGAAGUUUCAAGCAAGGUUGACUUCACCGAGUUUACCCGCUUAUAUGAUUUUGUUUUCUUUAUGUGCCGUGAGAAUGGACAGAAGAGUAUAACUGUAGGUAGAGCUAUUACCGCAUGGAAACUUGUUUUGGUUGGGAGAUUUAGGUUACUUAACCGCUGGUGUGACUUUAUUGAGAAAAAUCAACGGCACACUAUUUCAGAAGAUACUUGGCAACAAGUCUUGGCAUUUAGUCGUUGUGUGCAUGAGAAUCUAGAAGGAUAUGACUCCGAAGGUGCUUGGCCUGUCCUCAUCGAUGACUUUGUUGAGCAUAUGUACAGCAUCUUAGGACCGAAUAAGAACACUGGCUUGUCCUGUAACUGUGGUGAUACAGAAUUUGAAUCAUGCCUUUAUGAAGAUCCUCUUUCAGAUAAGCACCGCAAAGAUUAUCGCCGCCGCCACACGGGUUUAAGAAAUGUUCCAGGUUUAAAGAGAAAAUCAUCUAAAGACGACGAAGAAGAAGUAUCAGAAACUGAAAACUCUUAUUCGUCGCCAUACUUGAAACGUAUCAGAGCAGACAACAGUCCAACAAGAUGUUCAUCCAAGUCACCUUGCGCGAUCGAGCGAAGUCUCUCACAAGGAUUUCCUUUGGAUAUUAAUCGGUUUCAGCCUUCAGAGUUAGUCUCUUCCCAUCUGAUUUUCCAGAUGUCAGCAAUGGAAGAAGAUAACCACGAAAAACAUAAUGACAACGACGGAUCUUCCUCUUUCUAUAAGACCUGUUUCAACGCACUCAAUGCUCUCUCAGGGAUUGGAAUAUUAUCGGUGCCAUAUUCACUAGCUCGUGGAGGAUGGUUGAGUCUUUCACUCCUGUUACUCCUAGCCGCAACCGCUUUCUACACUUCUCUACUCAUCACAAAAUGUAUGAACGCGGAUCGCAGCAUCAAAACAUAUCCGGAUAUCGGAGAACGCGCGUUUGGUAGAACAGGAAGACUCAUUGUGUCACUCUUCAUGCACCUAGAACUCUAUCUAGUCACCACGGGUUUCUUGAUCCUUGAAGGCGACAACCUUCACAAUCUUUUCCCGAGGUUCAACAUCAAAAUGAUCGGACUGAGAUUGAAUGGCAAACAAUCUUUCAUGGCCACUGUGGCACUCGUCAUCAUGCCAACACUAUGGUGGGACAAUCUAAGCGUUUUGUCUUAUGUCUCUAUGAGUGGCGUUUUAGCUACGAUGGUGACUCUUGGAUCAAUAUCUUGGGUUGGAGCAUUUGAUGGAAUUGGGUUUAGUCAAAAAGGAAAGCUGAUUAAUUGGAGUGGAAUCCCUACGGCUUUGAGCUUAUAUGCUUUUUGCUAUGGUGCACAUCCGGUUUUGCCCACUUUGUAUUCCUCUAUGAAAAGCAAACAUCAGUUCAACAAUGUCCUACUUAUAAGUUUUGUGUUAUGCACCAUAGGUUACACAUCAAUGGCGGUUUUGGGCUACUUAAUGUAUGGAUCACAAACGUUAUCGCAGAUAACGUUGAAUCUUCCGAUUCAUAAGACGAGCUCAAAGGUGGCAAUAUACACAACCCUCGUGAACCCUAUAGCUAAAUACGCCUUGAUGAUCACGCCAACGGUGAACACUAUCAAAGAUUGGUUUCCUUCACGGUACGCCAAAAAGACAUACUUACAUCUCUUGAUAAGUACGUUCUUCAUUACAAGUAGUGUGGUCGUCGCUGAGACACUUCCCUUCUUCGGCUAUAUGAUGUCUUUGGUUGGAGCGUUGUUGAGUGUGACGGUUUCAAUUUUUCUGCCAUGCAUAUGUUACUUGAAGAUCACUGGAAAUUACAAGAAAUUUGGGUGCGAGACUAUAAUGUUGUUUGGUAUGGUGGCGAUGAGUGUUCCGAUUGGAGUUUUAGGCACUUACAUUGCAAUUCGAGAAAUAGUUGGUAGUGUUUGAAUGUUUUAAUAUAUUGGUAGGUGUUGUAGCACCUAGUAGCAACUACAUAUGUUACAAUAAUUCAAAUAAUUUAUGUCUUUUAUCGUUAUUUUUAACAUUGUGAACAAUUAUGCGUUUCAUUAUAUAUGUCUUCUCGUAUGUAUUAAUUUUGAACAAUAAACUGUAGCUAGUGCCUAGUUGAUCCAGAAAGAUACCCAAUAUAAAAGAAACACUAUACAAAACUGUAUACUUUUUGUGAACAUAUAAAAAAAUAGAUAUUUGAAGAAAAGUUUCAAGCAUCAUGCAUACGUUUUUGUGGUCACCAAACAUCG
This is a messenger RNA of Thlaspi arvense, 2635 nucleotides long. Lineage: Eukaryota; Viridiplantae; Streptophyta; Magnoliopsida; Brassicales; Brassicaceae. The record is from the annotation of a GenBank genome assembly.